AUGAAGAUCAUUUCCUUUUCACAAACAUUGCUUGUAGCUUCAAUAGCGUACGGUGUAACUGAUGGUGCCACAACAAGGCGAAGUGCACAGCUCACUCAGGGUUCAACUUGGACACUGGAGGCCUGGGGCCCUCCGGACUCUUACACGAAUGGUAAAACUGAUAUGAUCGAUGUGGAUUUCAUGACCAAGUCUAAAUCGUAUAUAGAGUCAUUGGUGAAAGGUGGCCAGACUGUGGUUUGCUAUAUUUCUGCAGGGACUGCUGAGGAGUGGCGCCCAGAUUAUCUAGCGCUAGAAGAGUAUUGCUCAAGUGACUCUGGCUACAGCCGUGAGUGUUGGUUGGAUAUCACUAAGUGGAAGUCAUGGCGGCAUUUGAUGAAGAAUCGUUUGGAAAGUGCACAAGAGAAAGGUUGUAUGGGAAUAGAACCGGACAAUACUGAUAGCCACAGCCACGAUUCAGUACCUGGGAAAACUAAGAAAGAAAUGACCACGUAUAUGGUGGAAUACGUCAAAUGGCUGGCCGAAGAAACGCAUAAUCUGGGCAUGAUAAUUGGACUGAAAAAUACCCUUGAUUUGAUCCCGGAGUUGGUCGAUCAUGUUGACUUUGCAAUCAAUGAAUCGUGUCAAAAAUAUGCUAAAUACGAUGAAUGCGCAUUGUAUGAACCGUUUGUGGAGCAGAAUAAGGCUGUGUUCGCUGUGGAAUGGAGUACGGAGGGUGAUUGUAGUGAUGCCGCGAAAAUGGGCCUUGCACGCAAAUAUGAACGUAAUGGAGAAUGGAUUGACUGCUGA
Sphaeroforma arctica JP610 is the source of this 786-nucleotide messenger RNA. RefSeq lists its product as hypothetical. Bases 1 to 786 code for a protein of 261 amino acids. The record is from RefSeq and is a predicted model, not a curated record. NCBI's taxonomy places the organism in Eukaryota, Ichthyosporea, Ichthyophonida. The transcript has a single exon.